AUGAGUAUCAACAGAGAUGAGGCUCUUAGAGCCCAAGAUUUAGCAGAGGGUUUGAUGAAAAACUCAGACUUCACUUCUGCUCGUAAGCUUGCGAUGAAGGCUCAGAAGAUGGAUUUUAGCCUGGAGAACAUUUCUCGUAUGGUGAUGGUCUGUGAUGUUCACUGUGCUGCAACAGAGAAAUUGUUCGGGAACGAGAUGGAUUGGUAUGGGAUACUUCAGGUUGAGCAGAAUGCUAAUGAUAUUAUCAUCAAGAAACAGUACAAGAAGCUCGCGCUUCUUCUCCACCCUGAUAAGAACAAGCUCCCGGGCGCUGAAUCGGCUUUUAAACUGAUUGGUGAAGCCCAGAGGAUACUUUUGGACAAAGAGAAAAGGACGCUUCAUGACAUUAAACGCAAAACUUGGAGAAAACAUGCACCAGCACCAUCAUAUAGAGCCCAACAUGUGCCGAAUUAUCACACAAAGCCUGUUUUUCAGCCAGGCGUUAAUAUGAGGAAUGUCUUCAACGAGUUGAGACCGGAGAAUAGGCCUCCCCAACAAAAAGCUCAAGCCCAACCAGCCGCUUUCAGUCACCGUCCAACGUUUUGGACCUUUUGUCCCUUCUGCCAGGCAAAGUAUGAAUAUCUUAGGAAACAUAUCAAGCUAAAUGUUACUUGUCAGACUUGCAAGAAACAGUUCACUGCUUUUGAAACUGCUUUCCAGAGUGUACCACUUGCAAAGAGCUCAUGUCAGACUACUUUUUCCGUCCCGCAACAGAACAAGUUUCCAGGCCAAAAGGCUUGCAAUGAACCGCAAAAGCAUCCAGAUAAUCCUGCCACUGUUUCCUCUAGAAAGGCGAAGAAGAGAAAGAAUCUAUCAGCGAGUGAAAGCUCUGACAGUGAAAGUAGCAGCAGCGAGUCAGAAGAUGAUUUAAACGAUGAUAUUACGGUAGCACGAAAUCCGGGGUCCGAUGGAGGACAACAGCCUCGGAGGUCAGUCCGUAGCAAGCGGCAGGUUUUCUAUAAUGAAAAUUUGAGCGACGACGAUGCAGACUUAGUCAACGACAAUGGGGAAGGGUCCCGGAAAAAUAUAGGCACUGAAAUGGAAGAAGAGCCAGAAGACGAAAAGCAGACACAUGAGGAUCAUCACUCUACUGAAAGCUUGCCAAAUGGCAUAAACCAGGAGGAGAAGAUGAAAGAAGACCAGGUUAAAAGCUCUGCUGGUGUCAGUGACUUGGAGGAAGAUUUAAGUUCAGCAAGUGCAGCAAAACCAAAUCUUAUCAACUAUGAUGAUCCUGAUUUCAAUGACUUCGAUAAGUUGAGGGAAGAAAGCCUUUUUCAAGUUGGCCAGAUCUGGGCUUUAUAUGAUGAAGAAGAGGGAUUGCCUAGAUUUUAUGCUCUCAUAAAAAAAGUUACAACUCCAAAUUUCUCGCUUAAGUACGUAUGGUUGGAGGCAGACGAAGAUGAAGAGAAUGAAACACGAAAUUUGCCCGUCAGUGUUGGUAAGUUCGAACUUGGCGGAGAGGAGAAGACAGAUCAGUGUUCUAUUUUCUCCCAUUUGGUCCACAACAAAACAAGAAGCAGGGCCAGGCAUUUUAAGGUAUUCCCGAAGAAAGGAGAAACGUGGGCCAUUUACAAGAACUGGAACAACGACUUGUCCUCUGAGUCAGAUUCUUCUCGUGAGUAUGAGUUUGUUGAGAUCGUGUCUGAUCAUACAGAGGGAGCCACAGUAUCAGUCGGGUUCUUGUCUAAAGUGGAAGGCUUUUCAUGUGUUUUCUGUCCAUUGCCAAAGGAAGAAUCAGACACUUUUGAGAUCUCACCUCAUGAGUUCUGUAGAUUCUCACAUAUGAUUCCGCAUUUCAGAUUGACGGGAACAGAAGGGAGAGGCGUAAUGGAAGGUUGGUAUGAGCUCGAUCCAGCUGCUUUACCAGUCCCUGGCUCUCAAAAUCUGUCAGGACAAGAAGCAGCUCAAGACCAAGACCAAGACCAACAAUCAUCAACUGCAGGAUCUGCCUCUUAA
This is a messenger RNA of Arabis nemorensis, 1995 nucleotides long. Lineage: Eukaryota; Viridiplantae; Streptophyta; Magnoliopsida; Brassicales; Brassicaceae. The record is from the annotation of a GenBank genome assembly.